Messenger RNA from Medicago truncatula (barrel medic), 753 nucleotides. RefSeq lists its product as uncharacterized. The transcript has a single exon. NCBI's taxonomy places the organism in Eukaryota, Viridiplantae, Streptophyta, Magnoliopsida, Fabales, Fabaceae. The coding region runs from base 95 to 466 and encodes 123 amino acids. The record is from RefSeq and is a predicted model, not a curated record.
UUCAACUUUCAAAAUUUCACAAAGAGAAGACUCAGCCAGCCACCAAACAAGAAAACUAUAACUCAUAGCACAAACAGAAAGGAAGAGAUCAGAAAUGGCGAAUCUUACUUCUUCGCCGGAGUCUCUGUCCCCGAAGCGUCAAUCUAACAGCAGCUUCUUCAUAACAAUAUCAGCUAUUCUGGCUAUGCUUUCAAGGCAAGCCAGACGUUUAAAAGGAAAGGCGAAAACGAAGAAAUUGCUGAGCAACAUGAGCAACAAAGCUUUGUCACAAUUCGGGAAGAUGAAGAAGACGAAGAAACAAAGAGAUAAUGAAUUAAACGACGGUGUUUGGCAGAAGGAGAUAUUGAUGGGAGGAAAAUGUGAGCCGUUGGAUUUCUCAGGCGUUAUUCAUUAUGAUAUUAACGGAAGACAAACCGGUGAAGUUCCUCUCAGGUCUCCACGCGCUAUUCCUUUCUCUCGUUAUUGAAUGGAAAAUUAUUUAGAAUUUUAAUAGCGUGUUUGUUGGUUAAUGAAAACUAAACAUUUUGUAUAGAGUAAGCUAAGCUCUAUUGAUUGUGUGAAAAAUAAUACGCGUUUGUGUUUUUUAGUGGAUAGAUCUUUGAUUUUUUCUUAUUAGGAAGUUUGGGUGUGUCAUUUACUUACUUGCUGCUUUAUACGUCUAAAUGUUUGGAAUACGUGAUUAACAUGAUAUACUUUGUUACAGUCAUAUUUGCUUCCGUAGUUCAUGUACAUGUUUGGAUUGAGGAUUUUGAA